This is a messenger RNA of Daucus carota subsp. sativus, 3089 nucleotides long. RefSeq lists its product as uncharacterized. The record is from RefSeq and is a predicted model, not a curated record. Bases 214 to 2718 code for a protein of 834 amino acids. The transcript is spliced from 18 exons. NCBI's taxonomy places the organism in Eukaryota, Viridiplantae, Streptophyta, Magnoliopsida, Apiales, Apiaceae.
UAAUUUCGCCAUAUCCAUGUGACAUGACUCGCUUCUCUCUCUACUUUCCAUAUCUUCGUAUCAUCCGCUUCUAGAGAGAGAAACUCCACACUGACUCACUUAAGCUCCCACACACUUUGAUCAAACUCUAAUUCAUCUUCUAUUCAACAACAUCUUUACAUACAAAACAUCUGUAUCUAUAUUUUAUCCACAUUUCUACCGUUUUAGCGAAGCAUGAAGGCGAAAGUAGUUGUGCUCAAUCCUCCUCUCAACACGUUCGAGCAUAAGAGGGAUGCUUACGGGUUUGCUAUCAGACCUCAGCAUUUACAAAGAUAUCGUGAAUAUGCUAAAAUAUAUAAGGAGGAAGAGGAGGAAAGAUCAGAUAGGUGGUCAGACUUUCUGGAUCGGCAAGCAGAGUCUGCGGAGUUGGCUAUGAAUGAGUUAUCUACAUUAGAGAUUGAUGCACCAUUGGCAGCUGAUGCAACUGAAGAGGUAGCUGAUGAUAGUUUAAAGAAGCAUGAUUUAGAUGAUACUAAGCAUGACUUGAAUGAAAGGGGUCCCCAUUCUGAUAGUAUAAAUGAAGAUGUUUUGGGAGAAGAAGAGGUACCACUUCCUAAGCAGAAACAAAUUCAUCGUAUCCUAACAUGGAGUCAGAUCAGACCAUCCCUCAGUGCUAUUGAAGAUAUGAUGAGUGGUCGUGUGAAGAAGAGGACCUACACUGAAAGUGCAAGCGAAAAGCCUCUUUCGACCACUGAAGAGACAAAACCUCCUAAAGGAGGAUCCGAAGAUGACUCGGAGGAAGAGUUCUAUGAUGUUGAGCGGUCUGAUUCUCCUCAAGAUAUCCAAUUGAAUGACUCUGUAAGCGCCCCUGCAAUUGGUGAUACUGCUGACAUUGCUCCUACAGAAUCUUCUUUUCCUUGGAAAGAAGAACUGGAGUGUCUGGUUCAAGGAGGAGUUCCAAUGGCUUUACGGGGAGAGCUUUGGCAAGCUUUUGUGGGUGUCAGAACACGCAGGGUUGAGAAAUAUUAUCAAGAUUUGCUUGCUCUAGACAAUGGUUCUGGUGAUAUAACUGAACAUCCUAGUUCUGAAUUGGACACCAGUGGUAUUGGUCCAGCGACAGAAGAACCCAUUGAUGUACCUGCGAAAUGGAAAGGGCAGAUUGAGAAGGAUUUACCUAGGACUUUCCCCGGUCAUCCUGCUCUAGAUGAGGAUGGUAGAAAUUCUUUGAGGCGUUUACUGACAGCGUAUGCCAGGCAUAAUCCUUCUGUUGGGUACUGCCAGGCUAUGAAUUUCUUUGCAGGCUUAUUAUUGCUUUUGAUGCCCGAGGAAAAUGCUUUUUGGGCUUUAAUGGGCAUCCUUGAUGAUUACUUUGAGGGGUAUUAUUCAGAGGAAAUGAUAGAGUCUCAGGUUGAUCAACUUGUUUUUGAGGAGUUGGUGCGAGAGAGAUUUCCUAAAUUGGUCAAUCAUCUAGACUACCUCGGGGUACAGGUGGCAUGGGUCACUGGACCGUGGUUUCUUUCAAUAUUUAUGAAUAUGUUGCCAUGGGAAAGUGUUCUUAGAGUUUGGGACGUGCUUUUAUUUGAGGGGAAUCGUGUUAUGCUAUUCAGAACAGCGCUUGCUUUGAUGGAGUUAUAUGGACCCGCGCUGGUGACAACCAAAGAUGCUGGGGAUGCAAUAACGCUACUGCAAUCAUUGGCUGGUUCGACAUUUGAUAGCAGUCAACUUGUUUUGACUGCUUGCAUGGGUUAUCCAAAUGUGAAUGAAUCAAGAUUAGAAGCCUUGCGAAAUAAACAUAGACCAUCUGUACUGGCUGCAAUCCAAGAGAGAUCAAGUGGGCUUCGGUCUUUGACGGAUUCACAAAGCCUUGCAUCUAAGCUAUAUAUUUUUAAGCAUGAUGCAGUAUCCUUAAUUUCUGGUACCAAGAAAACAGAUGCUGCGGAUGAACGCACAGAUGGGGAUAUAAAUCAUACAAGUUCAUCUUUAUCUAAUUCAGAUGAUUUGUCUUCGAAUGUUUCUGGGGUUACGGAGUUGGAUUCUGUCCCUGAUAUUCAAGAGCAGGUGGUUUGGCUUAAGGCUGAAUUAUGCAAGUUGCUCGAGGAUAAACGUUCUGCAAUACUCAGAGCUGAGGAGUUGGAAACAGCUUUGAUGGAGAUGGUCAAACAGGAUAAUCGACGAGAACUGAGUGCAAAGGUUGAACAAUUAGAGCGAGAUGUUGCUGAGCUCCAGCAGGCUCUUUCUGAUAAGCAGGAACAAGAGAGUGUCAUGCUUCAGGUUCUGAUGAGGGUAGAGCAAGAGCAAAGGUUAACUGAAGAUGCUCGCAGAUUCGCCGAGCAAGAUGCGGAAGCUCAAAGAUAUGCUGCUCAAGUGCUUCAGGAGAAACUUGAAGCAACCACUGCCUCCUUAGCUGAAAUGGAAAAAAGGGUUGUUAUGGCUGAAUCAAUGUUGGAAGCUACUUUGCAGUACCAGUCUGGACAAAACAAAGCACAACCUUCCCCAAGAUCCGUACAAGAUUCUUCUGCAGUUCGAAGCAGUCAAGAAGCUUUACAAGAAUUUCCAACAAGAAAGAUCAGUUUGUUGUCUAGGCCAUUUAAUCUUGGCUGGCGUGAGAAGAACAAGGAAAAACCUGCUAAUGUUGAGGAGUCCGCUGAAGACAAAUCUGCUAACGAUAAAGAAAAUCCAAGUUCACAGCAACUGGACACCAAUGGCCAUCAAAUGGAGGAAAUAGAGCUGAAAACAUAAAUGUCAACUUCUGGUAUACUUUCUUGUUCAUUUCCGUCCAUCUCUCAUGCUUUUGCUCAUACAAGUGCACGUGAACUAGAAAAUUCUGUCGAUAACCUUGUGGUUUUUCUUGGUGUUUUAUGUCUUUGGAGUAUAUUCAGUGUUUAUCAUAGUUUAGCAACAUAGAUUUUUUUUGCUCGUACAGUCUUCCCCCCUUGUUCACAUUCAUUUAGUGCCAUCUAAAAGCUCAUAAAAUUCCAAUCUAUUGCUUGGGAUUUCUUUAGGUUGUAAUAGCAAUAGCCACAGUAUAGAUUUGUAAAAGUAACUUUUGUAGUCUGUUACAUAUUUACAAGAUUUUAUGAUCAUCGAUAAAUAAUAUUUGUAUUUCUGCA